Messenger RNA from Arabis nemorensis, 900 nucleotides. Lineage: Eukaryota; Viridiplantae; Streptophyta; Magnoliopsida; Brassicales; Brassicaceae. The record is from the annotation of a GenBank genome assembly.
AUGAACACUCUGGCGAAAAGCGGUGUCGCGUGGCUGAUUUCGCCGUCGUUGGCUGCGGCGAUGAGGAGGAGAAUGAGAGUGGCUGGUUUCGCCACGUCAUCAUCUUCAUCUUCAAUUCCCAAUUGGGAAGGUGGAGUUUCCAUGGUUCAAGGAGCUUCUAGAGGCAUUGGCCUCGAGUUUGUGAGGCAAUUGCUGGAGAAGAAUGAGAAAGGUUAUGUUGUUGCUACUUGUAGGAAUCCGAAAGAAGCAAAGAGUUUGAUUGAUUUGAAGAACAGUUUCUCUGAGAGGCUUUUCAUCCACAAGCUUGAUGUUACUGAUGAAACUACCAUUGAGGAAUCAGCUGAAUCUGUAAGAGAAAGAUAUGGUUCUCUCAAUCUACUUAUAAACGCAGCUGGUAUACUUUCCAUUCCUGGUGUAUUGCAGCCAGAAACAACAUUGAGCAAGGUUGAAAAGUCAUCACUGAUGCUUGCAUACGAGGUUAACGCUGUUGGUCCAGUUUUAAUGAUGAAGCAUAUGUGGCCUCUCCUUAAGGCAGGAGGAGGUAGUGGAACCAAGAGGGAAGUUGCUGUUGUAGCCAAUAUAAGUGCCCGAGUUGGAUCCAUUGGAGAUAACCGACUUGGUGGUUGGCACUCUUACAGGGCUUCAAAAACCGCACUCAAUCAACUGACGAGAAAUGUAUCGGUUGAGCUUGGUAGGAGGAAGGAUCCUGUGGUAUGCAUUCUACUGCAUCCAGGAACAGUAGACACUGAUCUCUCUCGACCAUUCCAAAGGAAUGUACCUGAAGGAAAGCUUUUCACAAAAGAGUACUCUGUUCAGAAACUAUUGCACAUCAUCAACAACGCAAAGCGACAAGACAACGGCAAGUUCUUCGCUUGGGAUGGCCAGGAGAUACCUUGGUGA